AUGGGUAAAAGAAAGCAGAUCAAGAAGCUGGGUGCCGUGAAGCGCAUCAUGAACCCAGCCGCGUGAGUGUCUGCUCCUCUCGAACAAGAUUGCAGCCACCAUUCUACAUGCAUCCAUUCCCACAUCGCCUACCCCAACUUUCAACUGACCUCAUCUCCUUUCCGCUAUACUAUUGUCGACAGCAAGCAGCAGGCAGUGCAGUCCGCCGCAAAAGCCGAUGCGAAAGGCAAAGGCAAAGGCAAGGUAGCUUCCGGGAGCGGAGGACCUGGGGAAGGACCUGCGCGAAGACUUCAACCCGCAUCUUCAGCCCUCUUUUUCAAUCACAACGAGAGCUUGGGACCUCCUUAUCGCGUGCUGGUCGAUACCAACUUUAUCAAUUUCAGCUUGCAGAACAAGUUGGAAUUGGUGCAGGGAAUGAUGGAUUGCUUGUAUGCUGAAGGUGCGCAAAGUCUCCCUUGCCUUUCCCCUUCUCUUGCCUACGACGCUCACUAUGGUGGCUGACUUGGAGCACCGCCUCGCGCUACAGCUAUUCCUUGCAUCACUUCGUGCGUCAUUGCAGAGCUGGAGAAGCUGGGUACCAAGUACAGGAUGGCAUUGCGCGUGGCUAGGGACCCAAGGUUCGAGAGAUUGCCAUGCUCGCACAAGGGCACCUACGCGGAUGAUUGCAUUGUGGACAGAGUCAGCACUCACAAGUGCUUCAUGGUGGCGACUUGCGAUCGAGAAUUGAGGAGGAGAAUCAGAAGGAUACCGGUGAGUGUCACGCCAAGCAGUGCGUCAUCGCAUACAUGUUGGACCGUUCUAGAUCUUGUUGACCUCUCUCUCUCCACGUCAUGAACAGGGUAUUCCCUUGAUGUACAUCGCAAAGAGGCAGUAUAGGGUGGAGCGAUUGCCAGACCAAGGCAUGCCAUCAUGA
Molecule: messenger RNA, 913 nt
Organism: Ceraceosorus bombacis
Lineage: Eukaryota; Fungi; Basidiomycota; Exobasidiomycetes; Ceraceosorales; Ceraceosoraceae
Source: the annotation of a GenBank genome assembly